UGCACUUUGGUUCAUCGUCGUGACAUGGGCGCGGAAGGGUCGUUCGAAGUGUUUACGCCUGGCGAGAUGGAGAAGGAGUACGAAGCGCGGGCGGGCAGUGGAGAUUUGUCAUUAUGGAAAGCUCUCGAGAAAGGGUACACCAAGGUAGUGGACCAACUCAUCCAGCCACCGCGAAAGCAGUACACACUUGGCAGUCUCGGGCCGUCGACGUUUUCGUUCGUAGUCGACUCAAUGCCACAGACGACAUUAACGCCCGUCUCACCUCGGCACCACGCCACUCGUGAGGACUUUGUUGUGGUCACACCGACCCACAGCUUGCACGGAUCCUUCUGGUCUGUUGCGUCUUCUCGCGGGUUCUCCCAUCCAUCGCGUCGUCCAUGUGUACUAUUCCUUCACUCCAACAUGGGCACUCGAGUGGACGCGCUAGCCAUUCGAGACCACGUCCUCGCCGCGGGCUUCUCGUUAGCUUCGUUCGAUUUCGGCGGCAGUGGACAUUCCACUGGCACAUACAUCACAGGCGGAGUCCGAGAAGCCGUCGACGUUGGCUACGUGCUGGAGUUCCUUAAGGCGAACUAUGACCUCCAUCGGUUCUUCCUCUGGGGCCAUAGCCUUGGCGCAGCUGCUGCCUUACUAUACAUGCAACAGCUCAACCUGUCCACAAGACCAGUGGCCCUGCCACCUGCUGCCACCAUCCCUACAGGAGCAGAACUAGUCACUACUCGUACUAGUCCAACUACUACUACUACACUGCCGAGCUGCUCGACGUCGACACACGUGGCCACGACGAGCCACGAGCCACAGCCGCUAGUAAUACUAGCCGCAGUGCUGGACUCUCCGUACACAACGUUCCAAGACAUGACUGAGAGCAUUGUCGAAACAGUGAAAUCCAACGGCCUUCCCGCGCCCGCGGCACUUUUGCGGCUUGGCAUGCGGAUGGUCACAAAGUCCAUUGAAAGUCGCGGUGGGUUUGUCGUGGCUCAGGUGCGUGCGUGGAUGAGCAUGCGCACUGGAUAUAACGACUGCUUCAGGUGAACCCCCUGGCCAGCAGCGCCGACUGCACCGCGCCAGCGCUGUUUUGCAACGGAAGUUUGGACCUGUAUGUCAAGACCGGCGUGGCCAACCAGUUCAUACACAAGUAUGGCGGGCCAUGCACGCGGCUGGGCUUUCGAGGCGACCACUACGGUCCCCGACCCGUAGAACUGCACGAGUUUGCUGUAGCGUUUCUACGUGAAACAUUGGUGUAAUAACUACGAGAAACAUUAUUGCA
Aphanomyces astaci is the source of this 1267-nucleotide messenger RNA. RefSeq lists its product as hypothetical. NCBI's taxonomy places the organism in Eukaryota, Oomycota, Saprolegniomycetes, Saprolegniales, Verrucalvaceae. The record is from RefSeq and is a predicted model, not a curated record. The transcript is spliced from 2 exons. Bases 25 to 1032 code for a protein of 335 amino acids.